Pieris napi is the source of this 2744-nucleotide messenger RNA. RefSeq names its product armadillo segment polarity protein (gene arm). Gene Ontology annotation, biological process: cell adhesion; positive regulation of transcription by RNA polymerase II. The record is from RefSeq and is a predicted model, not a curated record. Gene Ontology annotation, cellular component: adherens junction; catenin complex. The transcript is spliced from 15 exons. NCBI's taxonomy places the organism in Eukaryota, Metazoa, Arthropoda, Insecta, Lepidoptera, Pieridae. Gene Ontology annotation, molecular function: alpha-catenin binding; cadherin binding; transcription coactivator activity. Bases 192 to 2552 code for a protein of 786 amino acids.
AAAUUUUACGAAUAAUAUGUAACAACGUCGCCAUAUUGUCAUGUCAGGUUUGUAGUGGUGAAAAGUGAUUUGUGAAUAAUAAUUGUGAAUGCAUUUGGAAAAAACAGCAAUUUAAGGCAGGCCUAUAUUAAAAGUAUUGCCUGCGGCUUAAAAACCUAAGGCGCAGGGUGCAUCAUUGCAUCCGUUGAAACAUGAGCUAUCAGAUACCAUCAUCACAAAGCCGGACAAUGUCGCACAGCAAUUAUGGUGGAUCUGAUGUGCCUAUGGCCCCAAGUAAGGAGCAACAGACUCUCAUGUGGCAACAGAACUCUUACUUGGUGGAUUCUGGUAUCAACUCUGGGGCUGCUACUCAGGUGCCAUCACUCACUGGGAAGGAAGAUGACGAAAUGGAAGGAGAUCAACUUAUGUUUGACUUGGACCAAGGAUUUGCACAGGGGUUCACUCAGGAACAAGUUGAUGAUAUGAACCAACAGCUAUCGCAGACCCGCUCCCAGCGUGUCCGUGCUGCAAUGUUCCCUGAAACGUUGGAAGAGGGUAUUGAGAUACCUUCGACUCAAUUGGACCCAGCUCAACCGACUGCUGUCCAACGUUUAUCUGAGCCAUCACAGAUGUUGAAGCAUGCUGUGGUUAACUUGAUUAACUAUCAAGAUGAUGCUGAUUUAGCGACUAGAGCAAUCCCAGAGUUGAUAAAACUCCUUAACGAUGAAGAUCAGGUGGUCGUGUCUCAAGCUGCCAUGAUGGUCCACCAGCUCUCCAAGAAAGAAGCGUCUCGUCACGCCAUCAUGAACUCUCCACAAAUGGUGGCCGCUUUGGUCAGAGCCAUUUCGAACAGCAACGACCUGGAGACCACCAAGGGAGCCGUGGGGACCCUGCACAACUUAUCUCACCAUCGCCAAGGUCUGCUGGCCAUCUUCAAAAGUGGAGGAAUACCGGCUCUGGUGAAGCUUUUGAGCUCGCCGGUGGAAUCGGUCCUGUUCUACGCCAUCACCACCCUCCACAACUUACUCUUACACCAGGACGGUUCCAAGAUGGCCGUGCGUUUGGCCGGCGGGCUGCAGAAGAUGGUCGCUUUGCUUCAGAGGAAUAACGUGAAGUUCCUGGCCAUCGUGACGGAUUGUCUGCAGAUUCUGGCCUACGGAAACCAGGAGUCGAAGUUGAUUAUUCUAGCGUCUCAGGGACCCAUCGAAUUGGUGCGAAUCAUGCGCUCCUAUGACUAUGAGAAGCUGCUGUGGACUACUUCGAGAGUGCUUAAGGUGCUCUCCGUGUGCUCGAGCAACAAGCCGGCCAUAGUGGAGGCCGGAGGCAUGCAGGCCUUGGCCAUGCACCUGGGCAACCCCAGCGGACGGCUGGUGCAGAACUGUCUUUGGACUUUGAGAAAUCUGUCCGAUGCCGCCACUAAGGUCGACGGACUGGAACAACUGCUGCAAGGCCUGGUGCAAGUGCUGGCUUCCACCGACGUGAACAUCGUCACGUGCGCCGCCGGAAUCCUCUCCAAUCUGACGUGCAACAACCAGCGCAAUAAGGUGACCGUGUGCCAGGCGGGAGGCGUGGACGCGCUGGUGCGCACCGUGGUGUCGGCCGGAGACCGCGAGGAGAUCACGGAGCCCGCCGUCUGCGCGCUUCGCCACCUCACCUCGCGGCACGUGGACAGCGAGAUGGCGCAGAAUGCCGUGCGCCUGCACUACGGCCUGCCGGUGAUAGUGAAGCUCCUGCAGCCGCCUUCCCGUUGGCCCCUGGUGAAGGCCGUGGUGGGCCUGGUGCGCAACCUGGCCCUCUGCCCCGCCAACCACGCCCCGCUCAGGGAGCACGGGGCCGUGCAUCACCUGGUCAGGCUUCUGCUGCGCGCCUUCAACGACACGCAGAGGCAACGGGGCUCGGUGUCGGGCAGCACGGGCCCGGGCAACGCCUACGCUGACGGAGUGCGCAUGGAGGAGAUCGUGGAGGGGGCCGUGGGGGCCUUGCACAUCUUGGCCCGCGAGGGGCUCAACCGCGCCCUCAUCCGGCAACAGAACGUCAUCCCCGUCUUCGUGCAGCUGCUCUUCAACGAGAUCGAGAAUAUACAGCGCGUAGCGGCCGGCGUGCUCUGCGAGUUGGCGGCGGACAAGGAAGGCGCCGAGAUGAUAGAGGCCGAAGGGGCCACCGCCCCCCUCACGGAGCUGCUGCACUCGCGGAACGAAGGCGUGGCCACGUACGCGGCCGCCGUGCUGUUCCGCAUGUCGGAGGACAAGCCCCACGACUACAAGAAGCGCCUGUCCAUGGAGCUGACCAACUCGCUCUUCAGGGACGACCACCAGAUGUGGCCCAACGACCUGACCAUGCAGCCCGAUCUGCAGGACAUGCUGGGUCCGGAGCAGGGCUACGAGGGCCUUUACGGGACGAGGCCGUCCUUUCACCAACAAGGCUACGACCAGAUCCCGAUAGACUCGAUGCAGGGCUUGGAGAUCGGCAGCGGUUUCGCCAUGGAGCUGGACGUCGCCGAGGGCGAAGGGGCCUUCCCCCAGCCCCCGCUGGACAACGCCAACGUGGCCGCCUGGUACGACACCGACCUCUAGGCGGACCCCGACCCCGACCCCCACCCCCGCCGCUCCUCGGUGCUAUUUCCCUCGAGACCGCAUUCGAUCGCCCGAGCCCCGCGCGGCCCCCGUGCGAUCGGAGAAUAGGGUAACUAGACGUAACUUUCGUAGGCUUUAAUAUUAGUUAAGUUCCGCAUUUACCGACAGGCGUAGACUUCUGUCUGAGGACGC